This is a messenger RNA of Canariomyces notabilis, 908 nucleotides long. RefSeq lists its product as uncharacterized. The transcript has a single exon. The annotation marks the transcript as partial. NCBI's taxonomy places the organism in Eukaryota, Fungi, Ascomycota, Sordariomycetes, Sordariales, Chaetomiaceae. The record is from RefSeq and is a predicted model, not a curated record.
UCAGACACUGCUGACCAAGACAAUCAACGUUCAACAGAAUGCGAAAAGCCAAGGCUCAUUUACUGAACUCUGCAUCGAGGUCUGCGAGUUUUCAACCUCAAGCGACUUUCAAGCGUUGAUGUGUUGGCCUACAAGCCUCACCAAGUUCGCUUUCCUUUGGAGGCCACCAACGACGGCCUACCAGUUGGGAAACCGUGCGGGAAGGCCUGGUUCUGCACGCUUCGUCGCUAGAGUCCAUCUGGAUAGGCUGCAAGGCCGGAGACGUGUGGCCCCCAGAAUCGAACGGACUUUCCAACGCUCCUAUCACGCUCGACUUCAACUCUUUCGAGCACUUGACCUUUUUGAGCCUGAGCUACCGGUUGACGGGAAAUGACGGGAACGAGUCGAACCUCCCUUUGGCCCCGUGUCUUCAAGUAUUUGAGGGGCUCUUCGAUGAUGUUUGCGAGGUCGGCGGCAAGGUCGGGACGUAUCUCGACGACAUCCAGCAACGAGAGGAGGAAUACCUACGGAAAACUCGCCAGGGCUGCCAUAGUUCGUAGAAUUCCGCUACGGACAAUUGCCAUCCGCUUCACGGCUUUUGCGGAAUUUAGCACUCAAACUGCCCGUAAGGGCUUGAAAUAUCCUUGGGAUUGUAUGAAUAGGCUGGCGGCCGAGAUUCUACCCUCGGGCAUCCAGCUCUCGUACAAUAAACCGACUGUGACAUAGAAAGAAUUCAACGUGACGAAACUAUUUGGGAUACUACCCUGGCGGGGUUUCUGGGAAGACAACCUGCCGGAUGAAUCCGAGUUCGUCCCAGCAAUGAGCAUAACAUUCUGACUCUCAACAGAGCGCCGUCGAGAUCCAGUACUAUGUAUUGUACUGUACAUAUAUCUAUCCUAGUACCUGAUACGAAGCUAGUCCCAAUGCAC